This is a messenger RNA of Sorex fumeus (smoky shrew), 255 nucleotides long. It is a transcript of the gene SPINK2, whose product is annotated as serine peptidase inhibitor Kazal type 2. The transcript is spliced from 4 exons. Lineage: Eukaryota; Metazoa; Chordata; Mammalia; Eulipotyphla; Soricidae. The record is from RefSeq and is a predicted model, not a curated record. The coding region runs from base 1 to 255 and encodes 84 amino acids. Gene Ontology annotation, molecular function: serine-type endopeptidase inhibitor activity; protein binding. Gene Ontology annotation, biological process: spermatid development; negative regulation of serine-type endopeptidase activity.
AUGGCGCUCUCCGCGCUGCGCCUGCUGCUGCUGUGCCUCGCCUGCAAUGUGGCGGACUUGCAGAACCCUGACUUCGGUGAACCCAUAGAAUCCAGACCAGCCAACUGUGGUCAGUACAAAUUGCCAGGAUGUCCCAGGGACUUUAACCCUGUCUGCGGAAGUGACAUGACCACUUACCCUAAUGAGUGUACUCUGUGCAUGAAAAUCAGGGAAGCUGCUCACAAUAUUAUCAUAGUCCGCACUGGGCCAUGCUGA